AUGGAAUUCACUCAGGAUCAGUUAGGAGUACUUGGUGCUGUCUUCGCAGAGAUGGGAUUUAAUCCAGGUGAUGAGGUUAGUGAGGCAACUGUAAAGGAAUGGAUUAAGACGAAGGCCAUUAAAGUGGAUCCUGAUGUGCAGCCGGCACCUGCCCAUACUGUGACAGUUAAUCCUGCGGUGAGGAUUUCAGUUUUUUCAGGGGAGGAAAAGGACACAGCUUAUGAUGUGUGGCGAUAUGAGGUGGGGUCCUUGUUUGUAACACAUGGAGAGGAAGUGGUGGCCACAGCAUUAAGAAGGUCAUUGAAGGGUAGAGCCAGCAAGGUAGCGAUGAAUGUGGGACCUAAGGCAAGUGUAGGGGAGAUUGUUGCCAAGAUGGACAGCAUAUUUGGAGCAGUUGAGAAAGGGGAAACCUUGUUAGCCAAAUUCUUCAGUGCUCGUCAGAAGGAGGGAGAGGAUGUGUCUUCAUGGAGUUGCAGGCUUGAGGAUAUUAUGAAUAAGGCAGUACAACAAGGAGAUGUCCCAAAUCGGAAUGCAGAGGGAAUGCUACGUACAAUGUUCUGGACUGGGUUGAGACGAGAAAUCAAAGAUGUUACUGGUCACAAGUAUGAUACUGUCAGACCAUUUAUUGCAGUACGCCAAGUCGAACGGGAUUUGAUCCAGCGGGAAGAGGAGACGACUCCAGGUAAGGCAGCUGAUAAGGUCAAACCUGUUGCGCAUAUGGCUGCGGCUACAGAUGAGCUGAAAGAGAUGAAGGGACUUAUCCAGCAAUUGACAACAGAUAUGGCGGAAAUGAAGAAAACCCAACAAAAAUCUACAGUAAAGCAGAGUGGAGAUAAAGCAGACAAGGGUAAAGGUUCCCAUAGUAACCGGAAGAAAGGAUCUCAGUCCUGGUAUCAGUCCAAUUAUACUCAUGGCCAGCAGCAGGAGAGCUUUCAGCCACAGCAGCUAAACCCAGUUCAACCACAGCAUAUCCAGGCCCAGCAAUGGGGCAAUCUUCCACCACCACAGUAUCGAGGAAAUGAGCCCCAAUGUUACAACUAG
This is a messenger RNA of Pecten maximus, 1041 nucleotides long. RefSeq lists its product as uncharacterized. The transcript has a single exon. The coding region runs from base 1 to 1041 and encodes 346 amino acids. The record is from RefSeq and is a predicted model, not a curated record. Lineage: Eukaryota; Metazoa; Mollusca; Bivalvia; Pectinida; Pectinidae.